Amphibalanus amphitrite is the source of this 904-nucleotide messenger RNA. RefSeq lists its product as uncharacterized. Bases 1 to 873 code for a protein of 290 amino acids. The transcript is spliced from 3 exons. NCBI's taxonomy places the organism in Eukaryota, Metazoa, Arthropoda, Thecostraca, Balanomorpha, Balanidae. The record is from RefSeq and is a predicted model, not a curated record.
AUGGAGCUGCCGGUGGAAUGCGCAAAGCUGCUGGUGGUGGUGGACGUCUCUGCCCUGACGCGCGGCGUGCGUCUGCUCAGUGUGGAGGUGCCGCUGACAGCGGUGCCGGCCGGACCGGCUGCCUCUCCGGCGGCCGACAUUGAGCGCGGCACGUGUCCGCCGCCGUUCGGGCCGCUGCAGCUGCUGCAGUCGGCGGCGCAGCUGUCCGUCUCCGUGUCGCUGGCCGUGCCGCUGGACCUGCUGCCGCGGCCGGCGCCGGCGCGCUGCGCCUACGGCCGCCUGCUGGCCGUCGUCUCGCAGCGCGGCCUGCAGCGCAGCGGCGUGCUGCAGCUCAUCCAGCAGCUCAACGAGCCGCCCAGCCCGGCGGCGGCCAAGGGCGCCGCGCCGCGCCGGCCCGGCGACGUCAGCACACCUGGCAUCAGCGGCUUCUGCCUGGCCGACCGUCAGCUGCACCUGCUGUUCGCCGAGGGGCGCGCCGACGCCGAGCUGGAACAGACGGCGGCCGCGCCGCGCGCUCUGCCGCGCCGCGACGCUCGACUCUGCCACCAUUCGGGCCUACUGUUUAGGGAGCGCCUGUACCCGCGCCAGCCGGCCGCGUUCCGCGUGCUCGAGGACCGCCCGCUACGCGCCCAGCUGCUCGACACCCGCCUCUACACGUUACAGAAACAGGAGCCGGCGCGCGCCGUCCGCGCCAUCAGAGAGUGCUUCCGCACGCAGUGGCUGUCGGAAAAUGAACCUGCUUCCCAACGAGGCCGGCCUGCAACAACUGCUGGCCGGCUGUUGGCCGAAAAAAAAACGCCUUCAACCGGAUGUCAGUUGUCAAAUCAACGCGUAUUAAUGCAUUCACUAGGAUGGGCUUACGUAAAGCUGUAGAAUUGCAAAUAUAUAAUGGCACUGUUUUUGA